AUGAGCAGAGUCCUGCUAGAGAGGUCAGCUCAGCGUCCAGGAGGGGCUGCCAGCGGCAGAGUGCCUGCGCCCGAGGCAGCCACGGACGUGCCUGGGAAGGUGCUGCCCGAGAAGUCUGCUCUGAUGUGGCUGCACUUGGGCAUGCGGGCUCCCCAGAGGCCCAUGUGAGAAAGCCGGGGGUUCCCAGGCUGUGGGUGCAGGACGGGCCAGGCACCACCCUGCAGGGCCCACCCCCCUGCCCCUGCCCCCGCACCCUCACACCCAUCUUCCUCUCAGCCUGACCCCAGGGCCUGGGAGUCCCGGCAGACAGGCCCUCCUUGCCCAGCAGUGGCCGCCCUUUAUGGAUGGGGCGCCUGGCAGAGCCGCUGUGGAGGAGGAGUUGGUUGUCAUGGUCGGGGGAGGCAGCCCUUGGGCUGGGUGUGUUGGUGGUCAAGGUUGAACCCAUAUCCGGUGGAAUCUCCUGGUCUGUUCCACACACGAUCGUGCGGGAAGCUCUGGGACCCGAAAGCUGUUAUGAUCUCAGUCACAAGUUCUCACAGCAGCCUGGGGUCACCAGGGACUAGACCCAGCAUUAGGCUUUAGGAGCUGCUUGGCUGCUGGGCUGAGCUUCAUUGCAGGCCCAGGAAGAUGACCAAGAAGGGCAGAGCAGAGCCCCGUCAGCCACUCCUUGGGCUGGAAGUGACUUCCUCAGUAUGGAUGGCAGCUGUUAACAAGCAGUGGUGGUUUGGCCGGAGGCCUCUGUGGGGCACAGACAUGGCGUGA
Molecule: messenger RNA, 762 nt
Organism: Mandrillus leucophaeus (drill)
Lineage: Eukaryota; Metazoa; Chordata; Mammalia; Primates; Cercopithecidae
Source: RefSeq, a predicted model, not a curated record